Molecule: messenger RNA, 7204 nt
Organism: Penaeus vannamei (Pacific white shrimp)
Lineage: Eukaryota; Metazoa; Arthropoda; Malacostraca; Decapoda; Penaeidae
Source: RefSeq, a predicted model, not a curated record
UGACGAGGUGCCACCCCGAUACGUGGGACGCUCGCUUUGUUGUGCCGCGACUGGCGUUCGGUCGACCUCGGAUUCUGCGAGGCCUUUGGAAGUGCGUGCAAGAGUGCGUGCAGGGAGUGCGUGCGUGGAUGAGUGAGUGAUUUACUGGGUGAGUGAGUGAGAGAGUCCGAGCGACCGGGGGAAAGGUUCCAUCAGGUUGUGCCAGUUCCUGGAAUAUCUCGUGCGAGCAGACCAUAUCUCGCCGCCGGACCCUGCAGUGUCUCUCCCGUUGUAGGAGGCGGCGGAGCGAGCGCGGAGGCAGCAUGAUCACCUCCAUGUUCGCCUUCAAGCGGCUGAAGGAUGACUGCGACGAGGACGGACGCGGACGCGGGGACGAGACCCGGGAGCGAGGAAGGCUCCGGCCGAAGGACAAGACAUACGGAGCUGACGACAAGCCCUUCAUGGUCGACAUGAAGGAGAUGAGCGGAUAUGAGAAAAACCUGUACCUCUACUCGGAGGAGAUGGCGGACCGGCCGCGGGUGUCGAUGAUGAUCAACUCGCUGGCCAACUACAACGCCACCAUCCCCUCGGCCGAGGACGAGGACGCCAAGAAGCUGAAGCCCGUGGCCAAGCUGGGCACUCUGCUGGGCGUGUUCCUCCCGUGCAUCCAGAACAUCUUCGGCGUCAUCCUCUUCAUCCGUAUGCCGUGGAUCGUGGGCACCGCCGGGGCCGCCCUGGCCUUCACCAUCGUGUUCAUGUGCUGCUGUACAACCUUCCUGACCGGCAUCUCCAUGUCCGCCAUCGCGACCAACGGCGUGGUGCCGGCGGGAGGCUCCUACUUCAUGAUCUCGCGCUCCCUCGGGCCGGAGUUCGGCGGCGCUGUCGGCAUCCUCUUCUACAUCGGCACGACAGUUGCGGGAGCUAUGUACAUUAUAGGAGCAGUAGAGAUAUUGCUGACCUAUAUGGCUCCAGUAUUAUCCAUAUUUGGAGAUUUUACAAAAGAUCCAAGUAUAAUGUACAACAACUUCCGAGUUUACGGCACCAUCCUGCUGUGGCUGAUGUGCUUCAUCGUGAGCAUCGGCGUGGCCUUCGUCAGCAAGUUCGCCACCGUCGCCCUCGCCUGCGUCAUCGGCUCUAUCAUCUCCAUCCUGGUGGGGAUCUUCGUCAACAUCAACGGCACCGACAAGCUCCAGAUGUGUAUGUUGGGAGCUCGGUUGUUAAAACAAGUUUCAAAUUGCACCAAAGAUAGAGAUGGAGAUUUGUGGAAGCUAUAUUGCAAUAAAGGCAAUGGAACUUAUGCCACAGAUGAGGCAGACUGCGACCAGUAUUUUCAUGACCACAAUGUGUCUCUGAGAAAUGCUAUUGUUGGGUUGUCAUCCGGAGUGUUCUCAGCGAACCUGGGAUCUCACUUCAUGGAGGACGGCCAGAUCAUCGCAAGCACGGAUAAUCCAGAUGAUUAUGAGUCGCUUAACAACCCAACGUACAACCAGAUCAUCAUUGACAUAACCACCUCAUUCACUGUGCUUGUUGGUAUUUUCUUCCCUUCUUGCACAGGAAUCAUGGCUGGAAGCAACAGAUCUGGGGACUUGGCCGAUGCACAGAAGAGUAUUCCUGUGGGAACCCUAGCUGCCAUCUGCACAACAUCAUUUGUGUAUCUCUCCUAUCUGCUGCUCUUUGCUGGCUCAUAUGACAUUCUCUUGAUGAGGGACAAGUUUGGCCAGAGUGUGGGAGGAAAGCUGGCUAUUGCGUCCAUUUCUUGGCCCAAUGAGUGGGUAAUCUUGGUGGGCUCACUCCUCUCCACUGUGGGUGCUGGGUUACAGAGUCUUACAGGAGCUCCAAGAUUAAUCCAGGCCAUAGCAAAAGAUGGAAUUAUACCCUUUCUUGCACCAUUUGCCAAGUCGUCUGCCCGAGGAGAGCCACUCAGGGCACUGUUGUUUACAGGCUGUAUUUGUCAGAUUGCAAUCUUGAUUGGUAACCUUGAUUACAUUGCGCCAAUCUUGUCCAUGUUCUUCUUAAUGUGCUACGGCUUUGUCAACCUUGCCUGCGCCCUCCAGACAUUGCUGCGCACCCCAAACUGGCGUCCAAGAUUUAGAUACUAUCAUUGGUCUUUGUCAUUCAUUGGUCUCUCACUCUGCAUCACCGUGAUGUUCAUGACUUCCUGGUAUUAUGCACUGGUGGCCAUGCUGCUUGCUGGCAUCAUCUACAAGUACAUCGAAUUCCGUGGUGCAGAAAAGGAAUGGGGUGAUGGCAUCCGCGGUCUGGCCCUCUCUGCUGCUCGUUACUCUUUGCUGCGCUUAGAAGAAGGUCCACCACACACCAAGAACUGGAGACCACAGAUUGUAAUUCUUGCCAAAUUAACAAAGGACCUUGUUCCCAAGUAUAAGAAGCUGUUUACUUUCGCAUCUCAGUUAAAAGCUGGAAAGGGUCUCACAAUGGCAGUGUCAAUUAUUGAAGGAGAUUAUGUGAAAAGUUAUGGUGAGGCUUUAGCUGCAAGACAGAGUCUACGCAGAGCCAUGGAUGAGGAAAAAGUGAAGGGCUUCGUGGACACACUGGUUGCCAAGAACAUGACAGAAGGAAUUAGUCAUAUCAUCCAAACUUGCGGUCUAGGAGGGAUGAAGCCAAACACAGUUAUUCUUGGUUGGCCCUAUGGCUGGCGGCACUCACCCGAUGAGCGUUCAUGGCGUGUGUUCCUUGACACUGUGCGCAAUGUGUCUGCUGCAAAGAUGGCUCUUCUUGUUCCUAAAGGCAUUAACUUCUAUCCAGACUCUAUGACAAAGGUUUCAGGUACAAUUGAUAUUUGGUGGAUUGUGCAUGAUGGCGGUCUACUCAUGUUGCUGCCAUUCCUUCUCCGGCAGCACAAGGUCUGGAAGAACUGCAAGAUGCGCAUCUUCACCGUUGCUCAGCUUGAGGACAACAGCAUACAAAUGAAGAAGGAUCUCAAGACAUUCUUGUACCACUUGCGUAUUGAUGCUGAAGUUGAUGUUGUGGAAAUGAUGGACAGUGACAUCCAAACAUACACAUAUGAACGCACACUCAUGAUGGAGCAGCGCACACAGAUGUUGAAGGAACUGCGACUGAACCGCAAAGAAAAACUCAAUAUUGUUCAGGCUAUAGUUGACCACCACCAUCCCAGCAGUGAACACUCGGCAAGCAAAGUGCGUUUCAAGGAGGAAGAGCCAGCUGCUGACUCCGACACAGAGGCUGAGAAGAGUGUAGCAGAAGAUACAGAUAAGAAGGCAAGCAAAAAUGAAAGCUUUAAGAAACUUCUAACCAUAAAACCUGAUGAGGCAAAUGUGCGAAGGAUGCACACUGCAGUGAAGUUGAAUGAAGUCAUAGUGAAUAAGUCCCACAACGCACAGCUAGUCAUCAUCAACUUACCUGGCCCACCAAAAACCUCCCGGCCAGAGACUGAAAGUAACUAUAUGGAGUUCUUGGAAGUGCUCACAGAAGGACUGGAGAAGGUGUUGAUGGUGAGGGGAGGAGGCAGGGAAGUCAUUACUAUUUACUCCUGAGUCUUCGGCACCUCGUGUGUACUUAGAAUACACUUUACCAUUCUCUUGUUUGUGUCCAACUUGUUUACAGGAGAUGGUAAUGCUAAAGGAAACUUUACAAACAACAUUUGCUUACCAGUUUAUAGCUUACAUAUAGGGAUUACAGACUAUGGAGACCAUUGCAUCAGAUAUACUGGCUGUGAUCUCCAUUUGUGUCCAAUACACAUUGUGUGAGAUAUCUACUUCAGUAAGUUUGAUGGAAAAUAUGGAGUAUUUUUGUUAUUUCUUGACAGGUGUCUAAAAUCCAGCCAAGUAUGAUUGUGUGAAUAUAAGCAGAUCCAGUGAUGAGAAUUUAAAAUGAACUUUCUGCUAAUGAAGUAGAAUGGUAAUGAGGUGAAAUAACAGCAAUUGCGUACUGAUAAGUUAUGAGAUGUAGAGGAUACUGCUUCAUCUUGUUCAACACUAAAGCUUCAAAGUCUCUUGACUAUUAGUAAAGAAUUUUUUACUAGUUGGUUGAAGGAUUUUUGGCAUAUGAUAACAGGUAUAACAAAUUUAAGGAAAACAAAACAUGGGGGUAAAGUUCACAUAGAAAAGGAAUGAAAAUGAGACUACUCAGUGAAUUAGACAAUUUAACAUUAUAGUCUUCAGUAACAACAUUAAUAAUGAUGGCCUAUGUCAUUGAGACCACCUUCAAACUCUCAUAAUUUAUAUAAGUGCAAGAAAUAUCUCACCAAAGCACUAGUUGAUAAUAUUACAGAAGAUAUGAACCAGUCUGAUGCUGAUACAAGAUGCUUCAGUAAUGCAGAGAUUUUAUGAACUAGGUUAAAGUUGAUAUUUAAAAUGAUAAAAUGAUCUUUUGGUUAUUACUGAGGUAAUUUUGAAGUAUGUUAGACUAUUUCAUGUAGAAAUUUGUUUUAGCAAAUUUGUUUGUAGCAGCAAUGCGAGUUGUUUAAAAAUAAAUACAUGCAUACCUUCAUAAAGUUUACAUACAAAUAUACUUACUCUUUGAUUCACAGUAUUUCACAUUUAUUUUGAUAUAAACAGUGUAUAUAGUAUUACAAAUAUUAAUUUAUUUUCUUUAUGUUUUACUUUCACCAUUAAUGUAAAUUUAUUUUAUUAACUUUUCUUCAGAACAGAUGAAUUUUAAGAAGUUAACUUUUUUAUGUGGGAUUCACAUACGGAGUGCAAUUUGAUCUACGCUAUUAUGAUAUUUAUAUAAGUAUCAAUCAAAGAAAAUAUCAAAGAAGUAGAUGUGACUCUUUAAAGCAAUAUUUUAGACUAGAAGCAACAUGUAAAUGUGAUCAGAAUCCUUAUUUCUGCUCUUGAUUAACUUUUUUUUAUAUUGAAUAUGUUUUUAGAUGUUAUAUUUAUUUUUUGUUAUUACAAAUGAAAUCCUGAGUUGUUUUUGAAAUAUGUAAACAUUUGUGAUAGUAAAAUAAAGAAUAGCUCUUCUUUUUUUUUCUUUUUUAACUUUAUAGGCUACAUCAUUUCUACUUAAAGUGGAAGUAGUAUAGGUUGUUUUAGAAAUGUAGAGGUGUAAGAGAAGUGAAACUUUUUUUCCAUUUGUAAGUUGACCCAAAGAAGAUGAGAAUGCUAAAGUCUUGAAUGAAGGCAGAAUCACAUGGCUGUGAGCUGGUCUUUAUCAAGUUCCUGGAAAUUCCCCAAAGGUUUUCUAAAGAAUUAAGUAUAUGGAGCAGUUUUGGCUAAUUAGUUUUAACUCAUAGCAUGAUAAACCUUCAUUUUAAAGUUUAGUAUUAUGUGGCCAUGAUUUCAAGCUAUAUAUAUUAAAUUUCUAGUCUAAUACAUACAAAUUACCAAAAGUUGUUAAAUGAUAUUCAUGAUAUUCAUAUACUAUAUUGUUUUUUAACUUCAUUCAUUGUUUUUAUAAAAUGUGUAAGCUACUACAUCUUAGUUACAGUAAAACUGUAAUUUGUACAUACUUAUGGUAUCAAAGGAUUACUUAUAACUAGUUUGAUUUUGUGUUCUGUAACACUAAAUAACGGUUACUCUUCAUCAAGGAGCUUCCACCUCAGUGACCGAUUCAAAACAGACUUUGCUCAUAUUGUUUCUCGCCAAGCUGUGUGGAAUAUAUUUUAGUAUGACUAAUGAGAUUGUUUUGAUUCUGGCAUAGCAAAGAUGAGCAAUGUGGCAGUUACAAGUCCCAGGUUUAGUUAAUAUGUCUUCUGUGCAGUGAUGUGGAAAGUGUAAGGUACUGCACAAGCAGCCAUCUCACCCCUGGUGCUCGUAAAAGCAAUUUGUUAAAGAACGUAACUUCUCCUUAGAUAUUUUAAGCAUGAAUGUUUAAUUGAUAUUUUACCACACUGCUUGUUGUGAGUAAAGGACAAUCAGGCUUCACCAAGUUUUGUUUUAUGUAGAGGAUUCAUCUAAAUAUAUGACUUCACACAGAACCAACUGUCUCCAGGGUAGACCCAGGGAGGUGUCCAAAAGGAAGUAAAGAACAAAUUCUAAGUAGUUAUACUGACCCAACUAAUUGUAGGACUAAUUUGAUUAAUGUUCUUUGUUCAUUUUGGAUGGUUGGUGAGCUGCAAUGAAGCACACUUUAAGGCUCAACUUUUAUGAUAAUAUUGCAUAGAUUACUGGUAAAAACUACACACAAAUUUUGGCCCUGUGCACACCUUUUUGGUUAUGAAGUCCCUGGAGAUUAGAUAACAUUAUACUGGACAUGUUGACCAAUAAUAGGAGGUACUUCAAGUAAAGCAGUGUUUUUUGAUCAGUGUAAGUCUACUCAUUUUGAACAGUAAAAAGUAAAGACUGGAUAAAGAGAGUGCUCAAAAUAAAAAUGAAUGCAAUAUGGAUCUGCAACAUAGUUUUGGUAGGCUCAGGAUGUCAGUAAAAGGCUUAUGGAGUUAAUCUUGUGAUACAAAUUAGCUGUAUUGAAUCAGUGAAUUCAUUUGAGGAACUUCGAGGUGAAGUUUCCUUGUCACACUUGAGUCCAUAAUUUUUCUUGAAAGCCUUUCAUAUUAAGCCAGACCUUCAAAUUGGAGCUGAUCUGAAUUGCAUUUCAAGAAUAGUUAGUGAGGAUAGUUGUCUUAAAAUUAAAAUGUAUAUACCACGUUACUUUUGUAACAAUUCAUUUUUACAUUAUUGAUAAAGUUGAUGCAGUUAUGCCAAAAUAUACCUUCAGAAUUGAAUUUGGUAAGGAAAUGACUAUAUUUUAUAAAAAGAAUGAUAAUUGCAAAAAUAAAUUGACAAGUACUUAUGUGUGGAUACCAAUUAAAACAUAUUUUAUUGACAAAUGAGAAGCAACUGAUGAGAUGUACAUAUCGAUGGAACUUGGCCUUACUAUAAACUGCAAAUUAUUGGAUUACAUUGAAGCUGAAAUAUCCUGAAAUUAUUUGAUACGGUUUGUAAACAGUAUAGUCAUGGACUGUUGUUAUUGUUAUUAUCCAACCAACUGAGAAUAUGAUAGCAGCUAUGAAGGACUUUGAGCAAUUUGCCAGUGCGAUUUAGACAGAGAAAGUGUGUGCAUGUAUGUUUGCGUGUGUAUGUAUGUACAAGCAUCACAGUGGAAAGAAAUAUGAAGCCUUACUAACAUUUAUCUUCUGCUACAUGAAGACAUUUUAUUCCAAGCAUAUGUCUCUGAGCUCGGCAACAACUUUACUCAACUUACCAAUGCAAUCAUUAUUGAACAAUAUUCAUUCAACAUGAUUGAUAAAGUGUUAACUGUAGAAAAAAAGGAAAAGAUACAUUAAAUAAAGCUCUGACCUAUUAGA